CGAUUUAAUUUUCACAGUGUUUGUGACGUUUUCCGGCGGCCCCGACGUGACUUCCGCGUUUUCAACAGUGUGCAAGGCCAGGGGAUCUGAUCUGAUCACCGUUUUCACGUUCAUAGCUCAAUGGAGGCGGAGAAAGUGGUUCUUCCUACCACUGAAGCUGGUCUUGAUCCACUUCAUUAUCUCAAAUCAACAGACCCACCUCUCUGGCUUGCUCCAAGCCCUUCCCUGUCUAAAGUUGCUCGCCUUGCCUCACAUAACUUAUUUGCUAUGCUGAAACCUUUCAGUCCUAAAUCUCCAUUUGAUCAUCUCCUGGUUGAUGGAUUUGAUGCCGAGCAGAUAUGGCAACAAAUUGACCUCCAAUCCCAACCUCUUUUGGCAAGUAUUCGCCGGGAUUUGAAGCGGUUUGAGAAGAAUCCUGAAGUAAUUUCGAACCUGAAGGUGUCUUUGGAAGAUAAGAAGAAUGUUAUUCAAGAGAUGGCUAUAGGGUCGGGGGAAGGCAGCGAUGAAUUUGAAGAGGAUAUAAAGGAGUUAGAUGACGAAGACGACGAAGAUGAGGAGGAUGAGGAUGAAGAAGAGGACAGUGACGAUGAAGAAGAUGGAGACACUGAGGAGGGAGAGAAGGAAGUGAGUGACGGUGAAGUUGAGGGAGAAGAUGGUAGUGGUGGGAUUGAGGAUGGAUUUUUGAAAUUAAAAGAGCUAGAGGAGUUUAUGGAGGAGGAUGAGGGAAGAGAAUAUGGCUUACAGAAGAAGACAGAUGGUAAGAAGGGAAAGAAACAAAGGAAGACAGAAGAAGAAUCCGAGGACGAUGAAGAUGAAGAUGAUGAAGAUGAUGAGCUUGGGGAAUUCGACCUUCAUGGUGAGGAGGAUGGAGAUUCUAGCAAACUGGAAAAGGCAAGAUACGAAGACUUUUUUGGUGCUAAAAAGAAGAAUCAUGGGAGAACAAAGUCUAAAUUGAGGAAUGGAUCGGAGUCUGAAUUCUCAGAUUCAGGUGAUGAAGAGGAAGAUGAUGAUGAAGCACAUGCAGAACGGAAGUCUGAAAAUCUUUCAACUCAUCAAAAACAACUUAAGAAGCUUCAAUCUGAAAUAGAGAUGAUGGAGAAAGCAAACUUGGAGCCAAAAACGUGGACCAUGCAAGGAGAGGUAACCGCUGCAAAAAGACCUAAGAAUAGUGCUCUGGAAGUUGAUCUAGAUUUUGAGCACAAUGUGAGACCACCACCAGUAAUCACAGAAGAAGUUACAGCAACGUUGGAAGAGAUGAUCAAGAAAAGGAUCCUUGAGGGGCGUUUUGACGAAGUUCAGAAAGCACCUAAGCGACCUACUAAAGCACCCAGAGAAAUCAAAGACUUGGAUGAGAAUAAAAGCAAGAAAGGUCUUGGUGAACUAUACGAGGAAGAGUAUGUUGAAAAGACUAAUUUGGCUACUGCCCCAUCGACAUUCACGGAUGAAGCAAAGAAUGAGGCGAGCAUACUUUUCAAGAAACUUUGCUCCAAGCUGGAUGCUCUUUCCCAUUACCACUACGCACCGAAACCUGUUAUUGAGGAUAUGUCUAUAUCAGUGAAUGUCCCUGCUCUUGCAAUGGAAGAGGUUGCUCCCGUUGCUGUCUCGGAUGCAGCGAUGCUUGCUCCAGAGGAAGUUUUUUCAGGCAAAGGUGACAUCAAAGAAGCAGCUGAACUUACACAAUCCGACAGGAAGAGGAGGAGAGCCAGCAAGAAAAGGAAAUAUAAAGCUAUGGUGGCCAAAAGAGACGCGAAGAAGGCAGCAAGCAAUACUACAGUUCCAAAGCCCAAUGAAGGCCAAUGAAGACUGUAUUAGUUAUUGAGUGGUUCUUAAAAGUCUUUUCCAUUGACACGCUUCAUGAUCAUCCUGAGAGAAGGAAAAACUGGAAGGGAAUGGAAUUGUCUACUUAAUUUUGAGCAGCUGAGGAUGAAAUAGCUGAAGGAUGGGGAGUUGUUCCUUAUUUGUUUUCACUUGUGGCUUCCAAGGAAAGUAUUAUAUUGGUAGAGGUUGAAAGAAGGCGAUCCUCAGUGAUAGGUGAUUUUUAUACACACCCCUUUCCAUCAUAAGAGUUGCUAUAGCCACAAGUUAAUUACUUGAUUGAGUUUUUUACGAAGGAAACUUGAAAGAAAUUUAAACUUUUCUAGGAAAAUGACAAUACAAUGAUAUGAUGCCCCUUUUUGUGUA
Messenger RNA from Cucurbita moschata (crookneck pumpkin), 2181 nucleotides. RefSeq names its product U3 small nucleolar ribonucleoprotein protein MPP10. Lineage: Eukaryota; Viridiplantae; Streptophyta; Magnoliopsida; Cucurbitales; Cucurbitaceae. The transcript has 15 exons. The record is from RefSeq and is a predicted model, not a curated record. The coding region runs from base 121 to 1800 and encodes 559 amino acids. Gene Ontology annotation, cellular component: small-subunit processome; sno(s)RNA-containing ribonucleoprotein complex; nucleus. Gene Ontology annotation, biological process: rRNA processing.